This is a messenger RNA of Pipistrellus kuhlii (Kuhl's pipistrelle), 2914 nucleotides long. It is a transcript of the gene NFKBID, whose product is annotated as NFKB inhibitor delta. The record is from RefSeq and is a predicted model, not a curated record. Gene Ontology annotation, cellular component: nucleus. Bases 677 to 2383 code for a protein of 568 amino acids. Gene Ontology annotation, molecular function: protein binding. NCBI's taxonomy places the organism in Eukaryota, Metazoa, Chordata, Mammalia, Chiroptera, Vespertilionidae. Gene Ontology annotation, biological process: regulation of gene expression. The transcript has 11 exons.
GGGAGGGGACCGGGAUCAGGGCUCCUGGGCGCGGGGGGAGGGGACCGGGAUCAGGGCUUCUGGGCGCCGGGGGAGAGGGGCUGGCGGCCGGAUUCCUUCCCCUAGAAAUCCCUGGCGGAAUGGGCGCCUGGGGGCGUGGUGGUUUAAUUCAGCCACGGGUCUCGGUGGGAAAGGUCGCGCCCGGCCGCAGGGUCUGUGCGGGCGAUGCCUGCGCCCCCUCCCCCACCCGAGACUUCCCAGUCGGCCUACCCCCUCCGUCCCGGCACCGAGGCUGGAGGGGAAUUCCCCUCGCGUGGGGAUUCCGCGGGCGCCAAGCUCGGCCGCCCGCCCCGCCUCCGAGCGGACACCUGGCUCCGCGGCGGGAAGGGGAAGCGGAAGGUUCCCUUGCGUGUGCGCCGUGGCGUCAGCGCGUCGCGGCGUCAGAGCGUCGCCCCCGAGCGGCUUCCGAGUCCGGCCGCCCCCGCUCUCUUAACCCUUCCUCGGCUGGAACCCGGAGGGAGGGUGCGGAACUCCUGGGUUUUCCCGAGGCUGAGGGGGCGGGCCUGCCCCUCGGCCUCCCAGGAGCUGGGGACAGUGGCUGGCGGUGACCCCGGAGAGCGCUGGGAGGCCUGGUUUCCCGCGGAGGAUCAGGGCGGCUUGUUGGGAGGAGACGUUGGGAACCUGGGCCCGGGCUGUGAUGCCAGACAACCCCCGAGGCCUCAGGACCUGGAGGUCUGGAGGGGGGAAUUUUUUGCGGAAGUCGUGGGGGGGUGGCAGAGGGCAUCCUCCUCCCCCGUCCUCAGUUUCCACGACGCUGGUGGAAAGUUGGCUCAGAGGGGAAAGUGCGGAGCAAAAGGAAGGAAACAGCGGGGGUGGGCGCCGCACCCGAAACCGUAGAUUGGUUUUGGAGUUCUCGGGUGACAUCAGUGUGCCAGUUCUCCCGUGCGGGACAGCGAGGAGCGGCUCAAAUCCCCAGACCCCAACUUGUGUUCUGAUGACUUCUCUCCCCUCUACACCCCUUCACCCUCCCCUCCUCCCCGCAGUGAGCCGUCAUGAGCGCAGCCACUGCCCAUCGCAGACGGUGAAAAAGCUCCUGGAAGAACAGAGGCGCCGCCAGCAGCAGCCUGACGCCGGUGGGGCACCGGGACAGUUCCCCCCUCCCCUGGCCCAGCCCCUGAUCCCAUCUGUGAACGAGGGGGAGGUUGGCCAUACUCACUUCCCAGGCCACCAGGAGGCUGUAGGUUCUGGACUUGGCAGCCUGGCCCCGACCACAGGCCUUCCAGACUGGAGCCCCAACACCCAUGCUGCCUACACAGACAGUGCCUACUCUUAUCCUACUUCUGCUGCUGAAAGUUUCCUGACUUCUGACUUCUGCCCAUUCUCGGACCCAGGGCAGCCAUAUCCAUUUCUCCUGGGGAUGGAGGACCCCCUGGAUACCCAGCUUUAUGCAGAACCUUCCCUGCCACAGGUGGGAUCCUGGAAAGGUUCUGGACUCCCUUCGCGACCCCCUCAGUUACCCUCUUUGGUCACUGGACCAUCCCUGGACACAGCUCGUGCUCAUAUGCUGGCCUUGGGGCCACAGCGGCUACUGGCCCAAGACGAGGAGGGAGACACGUUCCUGCACCUGUUCGCAGCUCGGGGGCUGCGUUGGGCAGCAUACGCUGCAGCUGAGGUGCUCCAAAAGUACAGACAUCUGGACAUUCGUGAGCAUAAGGGCAAGACUCCUCUCCUGGUGGCUGCUGCUGCCAACCAGCCUCUGAUUGUGGAGGAUCUACUGAACCUGGGAGCGGAGCCUAAUGCUACUGACCAUCAGGGACGUUCUGUCUUGCAUGUGGCUGCUACCUAUGGCCUCCCAGGAGUCCUCUCGGCUGUGAUUAACUCAGGGGUUCGGGUUGACUUGGAAGCCAGAGACUUUGAGGGACUCACCCCCCUCCAUACAGCCAUCCUGGCUCUCAACGUUGCUAUGGUCUCACCUGACCCCUGUCCCCGGGUGCUGAGUAUUCAGGCCCGAGACCGGCUGUCUUGCGUCCAAAUGUUGCUGCAUAUGGGUGCUGACCACACCAGCCAGGAGAUCAAGAGCAACAAGACUGUUCUGCAUUUGGCUGUGCAGGCUGCCAACACCAUCCUAGUUCAGCUGCUGCUGGAGCUGCCACAAGGAGACCUGAGGGCCUUUGUCAACAUGAAGGCCCAUGGGAACACAGCCCUCCACAUGGCAGCUGCCCUGCCUCCUGGGCCACACCAGGAGGCCAUAGUGCGUCACCUGUUGGCAGCCGGGGCAGAUCCAGCAUUGAGAAACCUGGAGAAUGAGCAGCCCAUCCACUUGUUGCGGCCUGGGCCGGGCCCUGAGGGGCUCCGGCAGCUGUUGAAGAGGAGCCGCGUGGCACCCCAAGGCCUGUCCUCUUAGGACUCAAAACCCAGAACCUGGACUGAUUUUCCAGUCCCCACCGUCCUGUGGGACAGCCAGCGUAUGCUAAUGUUGCAAAUCCAUGAUAAUGUAUGUGGAAUGUCCUGCCAUUGGGGUUUUACAUUAAAACCUCAAAGUGGCUGCUGUGGUGGGAGUAAACAGUCCCCAAUAUUUGGGGUGAUGUACUAUCCCUCUCCCACCCAUAAGGAGCCCCCUUGAUGAUUUCUGUGAAAUUGAAGCCCCUUGAUUGUUUCUGUGAAACACCCUGAACACCUACCCCUAUCCUCACUUAGCUCUUCACACCCGGAACCUGAGAUGCAAUUCCCCUACAUGGUACUUGGGGCAUCCCAAAACAACUCCCAGUAUUAUCCCAAAAGAGUUCUUAAGAUGAACCCCCAACCUCUUCAGGUCUUUAACCUUAGGUCCUACUGCUUUCUAAUUCAGAAUUCAACCAAACCCCUAUCUCAGACCUUUGCAUUUCCAAUGAAUCUCUUUAUGAAACUCCCUAUUAAACUCAAUUUGGGCCCGGCU